This is a messenger RNA of Effrenium voratum, 1518 nucleotides long. Lineage: Eukaryota; Dinophyceae; Suessiales; Symbiodiniaceae. The record is from the annotation of a GenBank genome assembly.
AUGCUCGCGGGCGUGACGGCCUCCACUGCAACCGGACUUUGGACUUCGCAAGCCAAGGCACAACCCAAGCGUGGUGGAACGUUCCGCUACGGCGUACACGACGGCAACACGAGCGAUAACCACGAUCCAGGCACCUAUCAGAGUGUCUAUUCCAUUCAGCUGGCGCACACGCAUCGCAGCUAUCUAACCGAAAUUACGGAAGAAAACGGCCUUGGUCCCGAUAUGGCGACCGGUUGGGAAGCAAGCCCGGAUGCCAAAGUCUGGACGUUCGAGCUCAAUACCGAUGCCGUAUUCCACGAUGGGCGUAAGUUUACCGCGAAUGACGCCGUUGCUUCGUUGAAUCACCACCGCGGCGAGAAAUCGACAUCGGCCGCCAAGGCUCUCCUCGAUAGUGUCGUCGACAUCAAGGUAGAUGGUGACAAGCACAUCGUGAUCGAGCUCGACCAGGGCUUUGCCGAUCUGCCGUGGAUCAUGACCGACUACCAUCUCGUCAUGCUGCCGGCAAAGGAUGAUGGUUCGGUGGACUGGGAAAGCGGUGUCGGCGCCGGCCCCUACAAGAUCGAGCAGAACGAAUUCGGCAUUGGCACGACCCUUGUCCGUCACGACGGCUGGCACCGCGAGGGAGCGUGGUUCGACCGGAUUGACAUGACGGUCCUGAACGAUCCGAACGCCCGCCAGACCGCACUUGUAACCGGUGAUGUGGAUGCGAUUUCAUCCGUGGACCUGAAGACCAUGGCGCUGUUACAGCGUCAUCCGGAUGUUGAACUCGACAACAUUCCUUCGGGAUCGGCAAUCACACUGCCAAUGUUCUGCGAUGUUGCACCGUUCGACAAUGUCGACGUACGCAUGGCGCUGAAACUGGCGAUCGACCGCGAGGAAAUCGUCGAGAAGAUCGUUUUCGGCACCGGCACCCCGGGCAACGAUUUCCACGUCUCGCCGAACAUGCCUUACUUCCCGGCAGAUAUUCCACAGCGCACAUACGAUCCUGAAAAGGCCAAAUGGCACCUGAAGCAGGCUGGUGUGGACAAUCUUUCGGUCAGCCUGUCCGCUGCGGACAGCGUGCUGCCGGGCGCAGUGGACAUGAUCGUGCUCUACUCCGAGCAGGCGAAAAAGGCCGGCAUCGACAUCAAGCCGGUUCGUGAGGCAAACGACGGCUACUGGUCGGAUGUCUGGCUCAAGAAGCCCUGGGUGUUCGUCAAGUGGGGUGCGCGCCCGACACCGGACAACAUGUUCACGCUCGCCUACAAGGACGACGCUGCCUGGAACGAAGCGCACUGGAAGAAUGCGCGCUUCAACGAACUGCUGCUUCAGGCCAAGGCGGAGCUCGACGAAACAAGGCGGGGCGAGAUGUAUCACGAAAUGUGCACGCUCGCGCGUGACGACGGCGGCACAAUCAUCCCGAUGUUCGUCAACUUCGUCUACGCUCGCCGCAAGAACGUCAAGCACGGCCCGAGUGUUGCCUCGUCCUGGGAGACGGACGGCGCACGGGGAACACACCGCUGGUGGUUCGAAGGCUGA